Messenger RNA from Coniophora puteana RWD-64-598 SS2, 839 nucleotides. RefSeq lists its product as uncharacterized. Bases 513 to 761 code for a protein of 82 amino acids. Lineage: Eukaryota; Fungi; Basidiomycota; Agaricomycetes; Boletales; Coniophoraceae. The record is from RefSeq and is a predicted model, not a curated record. The transcript is spliced from 4 exons.
AGUAAUACUGCUCCGCGGGUCCAUUAUCCCAUGCCCCAAGCCGAUGUCCUUAUAAGUACCCUUUGAGUGUAAUGUAGUUUAUUAAGUGAGAUUACUUCUUGAUAGCAUGUAAGGUAUAGUAAGAGAGCGUACACCAAACCCUCAACGAACGAAGCGUUGAUGGUGGCAUAGGUUGCGCGAACCAAUGAUCCUCAAGGAUCCAGAUCGAGUGAUGAGGUUCACGGGCUGAUAAUAUGUGCAACCCAUGGACGACGCGAGGUUCUACUGAAUGCCUUAUCAUGGCCAAUAUUAGGCAGGGAAACGAACUAAACACUAAAGAAGCACUUCUAACCUCUCCAGUUCGUCAGGCGGUCGAGCGUCGACGAGUCGUUAUACGGAUGUGGUGACCCCCGAUCUCAUUGGAAGCCUGACAUACCUCGCAUCAUGUGUGAUCGCGUCUGGGCAAGGGGUACACCGAUGUCAUCGUGGUCUUGCCUAUCAAUAAAGACGCUCUGCCUAAGCCGUGACUAUGAAUGAAGAUUCGCUGUGCAAGUAUCACCUCCAUCCAGAUAGCAUUGAUCGAUUACACCAAUGUUAAAGGUACUGGACUUGUCAUUUUCCGCGGAGCACACAGGAAAGGGUGCUGGGAGUCGAUGUCCGUCGGGGUUCGACAUGGUAAAGUUGAGUUGACGAGGACCUCGAUACAGGAGCACCUUCUGGAUGCAAGUGAUGAUGCCGAUUUCACACAACGCUGGAUCGAAGCUAACCUGACCAUUCCCUAGCCGAUUAACUGAACGGCAGAUGUACUUGAUGCGGACUGGCCUGAGUAAGGAGCACGAUCUUGCAGAGCGAGAACUGGC